Molecule: messenger RNA, 4173 nt
Organism: Anopheles funestus (African malaria mosquito)
Lineage: Eukaryota; Metazoa; Arthropoda; Insecta; Diptera; Culicidae
Product: chitinase-3-like protein 1
Exons: 2
Coding region: 1860-3317 (485 amino acids)
Biological process (GO): chitin catabolic process; carbohydrate metabolic process
Cellular component (GO): extracellular region
Molecular function (GO): chitin binding; chitinase activity
Source: RefSeq, a predicted model, not a curated record
GGGUGGUUCGGAGACUAUGCAAUGUGGCCUGAAUUUGAUUUUUUUUACAAUUACUAUUAAAUUGUAAGGAGGUUUUCGCAUAGUGAAAAAUGAUUUAUUCAUCGAGGAACCAAGUUCCAUACGCUGUUUGUGAAACCGUAAAAUUUUCCUCAUUUUUGGCCCGAAUUUGCCCCAUAGCUCCGCCGGUAUCCAAGAUAUCGCCACACUUUCUUCUGGCCAUGGCUAGAUGGCACUUGUGGCUACAUUUCGUCCAUGCACCACUAAUCGCUACCAUGUCUGUGGCCGGAGCUAUUCGCGAAAGCUCCAACGGAUCGCCAAUCUUUGACCUGUGGUCGAUAGAUGGCACCAAUUGUUACAUUUUCUUCUUCGACGGCCAUGCCCUCAGGUGUCUGUGUCUCGAAACAUAAUUAAAAAACACGCAACCGAUUUCGAACCACCCUGCACGAAAAAAAGUCACUCAAAUGAGUGCCCGUGAGUGGGGGGGGGUCGUGUUUCAGACUUUAGCCUAUUUUCUUACCUUCACCCGGUAUAUGUUAACCCCCAUCAGAUCUUCCAACACGAACAGAUUUGUGAAUGUUUUUGUGGUCUUGCCUCGUGCCUUUGCAUUCAUAGUCGCGAUGUUAGACUAGCGUCCGCUAGGUGGCGUGACAGCAGAAAAAAUAAUGCUAAUUCAUGAUGACCGAGGAUUGUGAUAAUAAUUUCAUUUUCACAAUGAAUUCGAAAGUAGUUCGAGACUCUCCGAAACGUUCGACAUAUACAUAACCUCAAACCUUGAAAAAAAGAUGUAUAUCAAUGUCGGAUCGGGUUGUACAUGCUGAAACUGGCGCUAGCACUGUAACACAUUUCAUCCAUGUCAACCGAAUAGCGCGUGCCAUAUCCAACCGGUACACAGUUGGUGUGCACCUGUGUUUAAAGUACAGGGACAUUGGCACAUAAAAUAAUUUGCAAUAUAUGUGGCCAAUGGAAGCAAGCCAAAAAUUUAAGUACGUCGUAGCGACCUUGUCACGCAGAUGUUUGUUCUGUUGAUUCAGCUGGAAAAAAUAUAUUUUACAGAAGCAUGAAAAUGUUUUGGUGUAUACAUUGAUUUGAAAUAAAUUGAAACGAUUUAAAAUUGAAUAAAGAUAAAUGCUUACUAUAUUAAACCAAUAUGAUUUAUAAAAGUACUAUAUGCUAUGUAAUGAAAGUUGCACUCUCGAACAAUAGCAAAUGAUGAAUGAUUGCAUACUUUCUGGCGCACUUUGUAAAGUUGGACAAAUUUAAAUUGGAAGUUAAUUCACUUGAACGGUUCCAUGCUUUUUAAGUUGUUAUAUUUUUCCGAGAUUUCUCUCCACUUCUCUUAAAUUGUAGUAUUGUGUACGAUUCAUUGUGCUACUAAUACCGACACAGCCCUUGUAGUGGGCACUGUAAUGCAUUAUAAUAUUCAAAGAAGCAUAAGCGAGGAGACUCUGUAGCUAAAGAUAUGCACUGAUUUGAAUACGUCGCCCAGAACGCUUGAGAAAAAUUCGAAAAAAAUUUAAAGUUCUACGGACUUUCAUGCUCAAACAUGUUUACACCUAUCGGAAAGAGAAUUCCAUCAUGUUCUCCAGGUUUCUGAUCAUCUCAAUUUCAAACCAUCUGUUUCACUUUGUAUCUCCUUUUCUGUUAGACUACGCAAGUGACAAUGUACGACUGGGUAAAAUGAACGUUUGUACAGUUGGCGCAUAUGGCACCAUAUAUGUGUUUUUAUAUACAUCAUCGUACUUUUGGGUGAAGUAUAAAAGAAGUCUGCAAAUCGCUCCAUUGGCAAGGUACAACUGACAUCAGGAAGGUACAUCAGCUAUCUCAGACUUGGCAAGUUCGUGGUGGUAAGUUCAAUCAAAAUGGUUCAUUCCAUAACUUUGUGGAGUUUGGUACUUGUGGCCGUGGGCAGUCUUAUCGGAGCGGUCGAAAGCAAGGAAGUUGUUUGUUACUACGGUACGUGGGCUACUUAUAGGCCGGGAAAUGGAAAGUUCACUGUGGAUGACAUUGACCCAUUCCUAUGUACCCAGCUAAAUUAUGCCUUCUUCGACAUAAAUGCGGACGGUACGAUAAGGAUAAUGGAUCCUUACCUGGACCUACCGUCCGGACUGAAUACGAUUGGCAAGUUUAACAAUCUGAAGCAGAAAAAUCCUGCCUUGAAGACAGUGGCCGCCGUUGGAGGCUGGAAUGCUGGAACAGCUAAUUUUACGACGGUCGGCCGUAAUCCGCAGCUGCGUUCUAACUUCGCGAGGAAUGCUGUGUCGUUCUUGCAACAAUAUCGGUUCGACGGUAUGGACAUCGAUUGGGAAUAUCCCACGCCCGCAGACAAGGCAAACUUUGUGCUAUUUCUCCAGGAGCUUGCAAACGCUUUCGCGCCGUACAAAUAUCUACUAACGGUGGCGGUGGCGGCCCCAGAAUCGACAGCUAACGAUGCGUACGACAUUCCUGCCAUCUCGAGCAUUGUCAACAAUAUAAACAUAAUGGCGUACGAUAUGCAAGGUAAUUACGGCGUCACAAGACACCAUGCCGCAAUCUUCCAAGGAUCGAGUUCAAUUGAUGAUACGGAUUACAAGCGGCAACUUAAUCUAGAUUCCGUUAUAAGGUAUUGGUUGAGCAAGGGAGCUACGGCGAACAAGUUGACAUUAGGUGUUCCUUUCUAUGGGCGUACGUUCAAAUUGGCCAAUCCUGGGGUGAACGGUGUAGGUGCACCUACUACCGAUGUUGGAGCAGGAGGUGCUUACACACAAGAACGCGGAUUCCUAGGAUAUAACGAAAUAUGUGAAGGCUCAUGGUCUCAGAAGCAAUUUGACUCGGCACAGGGUGCGGCUUACGCUUCCGGCAACGGUGAGUGGGUCAGCUAUGAUACUGUGCAAAGUAUUCAACAAAAGUGCGCCCUGAUUGCCAAGUACGGACUUGGUGGAGGCAUGGUAUGGUCUAUCGAAACGGAUGACUUCAAGGGCAUAUGUGGUCCCAAGUUUACGCUGCUGAGCACCUUAAAUGGAUGUGUGAACAAUAAUGCUCCUACAUCCGCUACUACCACCAGAACAACUACUAAACCCGUCUCAACGAAAUCUACUGCCGGACCGGCCACAACAACGAAGAAUACUCCUACACCAGUUACCAAAACUACUACUAAAGCUGUAACUUCAGGCUCUGGUCCGUUCGUUUGUACACGCGAUGGCUACUUCCGCGAUCCGUACGAUUGCAAUAAGUAUUAUCGAUGCUAUCAGGGUACCAAAUAUUCUUUCAAUUGCCCAUCCGGAUUGUAUUUCAACGAAGAUGCCAUAACCUGCGAUUGGCCUUAUAAUGUAAAAUGUUAAUGUGCUUUGAAUAAAAUCACUCAACAUUGAUUAGAAUGUAUGCGUACUUGUCCACCGCCGGUGUGCCGUCGAUGAUUGACCUUAGCUCGGUCAGUUUUUUAGGCGGCACUUGUGCCAUAACGAUGUUAUACUUUCGCGUAUCAUGCGCUGAGCCAAUCCCUGAAGCGGCGAACCAAAAUUCAAGCGACAUGAAAUAUGUCUCUAUGUUGGUGUCUUCCAUGCUUGGCGGGUUCAAUCGGGGCGCAUGGAUUGCUUCAACAGCAGCCGGUUGAGCCGCAGGGCUCACGGCGGGCGGGGUUGGGAUAGCUUUUUCCUCUAGCAUUUUUUUGGCGUACACGAAAACUCGCACGAAAGACGACGCACUUAUUACGUUAAUCGAAAAAAAGAUAAUGUCGGGGUCACCACUUUAGCGCGUGUUCUUUCGUUUUGAUAAUGUGGACAAGGACUACCGAUCGGACUGAGUUCUGACAUUAGACUAGAUUUUAUUACAAGAAUUACUUAACGAUACAUGUGUAUUAGUGAGUAGGUUAAUAACUAAUUAGUAGGUAUUAGUUCAAUAGUGCAUAAAGAAAUAUUAAAUUAUUAGUAUUAGAAGAAGAAGAAGUAUUAGAUGUGUUAGUGUACGCAUAAGUUAAGUAUGCGCAAUUGUGUGCGGUACAGAGCGGUACACUACAAGUGGUACAGCUGCCACAUAAGUGAUAACAGAAUUCAAAUUAUCGGCAUCAAUGUGCAAAAUGAGUUUGGCGCUGCGAAUAGAAUAUACAAGUCGGUGUCCUUGAGUUUUGUUAAUUUUGUUACAAUUAGAAGGAUUAUUGAAGGUCUAAAAUUUAUUCAAAGUAUCAUUUUAAAUUUUUGU